AUGGAGCCAGCACUCAGCGCAGAAGAACGCCAGCGGCUGCGCAGCACGGUGCUGCGCACCAUGCAGCUGCAACUCGAGACCACAGAACAACACAUAGACGCCAUCAAGAAGCACACGUUGGCCAAGCUCGACCUGCUCCAGCAGGCCCCCGCAGUAUCAGCAUCGCAGCAGGAGUUGCUUAUCAGGCAGGUGCUCCAGCUGGAGCGGCGUCGUGGAGAGUGA
Saccharomyces eubayanus is the source of this 222-nucleotide messenger RNA. It is a transcript of the gene NBL1, whose product is annotated as borealin. The record is from RefSeq and is a predicted model, not a curated record. NCBI's taxonomy places the organism in Eukaryota, Fungi, Ascomycota, Saccharomycetes, Saccharomycetales, Saccharomycetaceae. Bases 1 to 222 code for a protein of 73 amino acids. The transcript has 2 exons.